AUGGCGCCGUGCAAGAGAAACAAUCCGGUCGGCUCAGCCAUCUCUAGAUCGCCGAAGAGCAAGCGACAGAGACAACACCGGGUGCCGCCGGCUGAGACUUACCCCAUACCUGAUCGCUUACAGGACGUCGUUGAGAGAGUGGAAAGAAAAAGGAGCCUCUUUGAGCUCAAGCUCCCCAUCAACGAUCUGAACGGAGUGCAGCGCCUUGCCUGGGGUCUCGAUUGUCGUGCCGACUUGGUGAUUGUGAACCUCGAGUUCCUCCAGGGCGAAGACAGAUCAUCGGGACACGCCCGUUUUUGCGUCCACUCCUCAACUGAUCGAGAGAAAAGAACACACUUGUACAGCUCAACCAAGAACGAAGCCAGCAGGUGCAUUGAGAACCCUUGCUCGCCUCGUUCGACGAUACUUACGUGCGUGCUGUCUCGCGAGCUCUUCGGCCUCCUGGGACUGAGAGGCUGCCGGGACCUGGAAAUCGUUUACGAUCGAGCCUUCGAACUCAUAAAAUCGGACCCCACAAAGCGAUGCCUGAUCUGCGGGAAGCGAUAUGAGGUGAAGGUAUACACACCGACCGCGUGCUUGGGCGAAUGCAUGGACACACUCGAACAAUGGCCACUGAGAGCUCGGCUCUCCCACCUGCUUUCCGAUACCAAGGUCUUCGACCUUAUGCUUUGUUGCAUCUACACCGCUGUCAAAGGCCAGGAAGUGUGCCCCGAUCAGUACGAAACCAAAUCGUCCCUGUUGGUCGACUGCCCGCUUGAACUAGCCGCGAUCCAGCCCGUCAUCGACUCUUUCACAGAAAUCUCUGACGAGCUUGGACUGCACCGAUUGGUGAAUUCUGGGGAUACCCGCGUUGCAUCUUCUCAGAAGAGACGACUUCUCUCCUGGCUUGCUCUACGGCUCAGGGGUUGCAUCGUGUCUUUGCCGCACAAUGUCGACUUCUUCAUGCAGGGUAAGGGUCUUGAGGGCAGCCAUCAAUUCAUGCUCUUGAAUUCGAGACUGGAGCGGCAGCAAGCUUUCAUGGAGCAAGCCAUCAAGGUCGAUGGGGGAUCCGUUGCCUUCCGCGGCGCUAGGGCCCCCAGAGCCUUCAACAUCAUCACCGACGCAUUGCGCAACAUGAUCUCAGAGCCCUAUGCCGUAGACGCGGCGGGCGUUUUCUACUCUGACAGCCCUGGAUACAGCUACUGUGUACACACACCAAGGGACAUCUCACUAAAAGCUUGGAAGCGGAGCCAGUUCUUCGGCCAGGCCGGCCAAGGCUGGGCUGUCUUGUUCGGGCUCGAGGUCGCCCUAUCCGAGAUUCGAUUCGAAGACAAUGAGCACUCGACUCACAGAGUCGACUCUGAUGAUUCGUCAUAUAUUUCUGUUACCAUCAUAUGA
Molecule: messenger RNA, 1377 nt
Organism: Diaporthe citri
Lineage: Eukaryota; Fungi; Ascomycota; Sordariomycetes; Diaporthales; Diaporthaceae
Exons: 2
Coding region: 1-1377 (458 amino acids)
Source: RefSeq, a predicted model, not a curated record